GUGAGAGAGGUGUAUGUGCUCCACUACUCGCUUCAGCGAGGAGGGGGUGGGUCGGAGCUAGCAGGAUGUGGUUAAUUAUUUAAUCACUAUUGCACCCCAUACACUCGCCCGUGCUCCGUGCCAUCGAUCGUAACGCAUAGCAGGGAAACGGUUCCCAAUGGAUUAAAACAUAGUUCAGGAUCUGCUGCAGGAGUGGUGGGGUGUUCAAUUGAUCGUGUAGUGCAGAUCGUUAUUUAGCAGCGUUUCCCGAAUCAACGUAAAACGUGCAACACGCACAAAGUUCCGAUUGGUGCAAGUGGUUUUUUUGUUGAAGCGCGGGUGUGAACCGAACCACGACACCUGAGAGGAUUGAAAUUCGGCCAGCAAUGGUGGCACCAUGGCCAAUCGUUCAGUGCAUUUGGGCGUGCCGCGCGGUGCUCGCGUCAGUUCGCCGUGUGCGUGAAGAUCGGUCGGGAGAUUUCUGUGCUGCCGGUGCGCGACGACAGCCGGUGUAAUAUUGUGCGUGUGGCUUCGUUCCGGUGCGUGCUGUGUUUGUGAUUGUAACUAGUGUUGGUGUGUGUGUGUGCGCGUGUAUGUGUGCGGGAGUGUUUGCAUGUGCUCGUAAGGUGAAAAGUUAGUGAGCUCGUAGUGUCGCACCGGCUGUUACCCAUUCCCCGGUGGUGGUGGUGGUGUGUGAGUUCGGUACUCGGGGAGGCCACGGAGGUGUCAGUGCACUGGAUGGUGUGAUAGAAAGGGGGAAUUUCCCAACAAUUGCUACGAUGGAAUUGCGGUACCGGCCCGUGUCGGUUGUUCGGCUGAUGCUGCUGCUGCUGAUGGUUGGCGGCGGCAAGUGGGCGCUCGUCAACUGUGAAGGAUUCAAAGCAGAUGUGCCGACUCACCUGGAGAAGGUGCUGGUCAACGAGACGGCCCAAAUCAAAUGCGACGUCUCGUCCAAUCUCACGAACGAUCGCAUCCUGCUAGUGGUGUGGUACAAGGACAAUGUGCCGAUCUACAGCUACGAUACACGUGGACCGCACGUCAACUCGCCGUCUCAUUGGAAGGAUGUCGCCAUCCUGGAAGAUCGUGCCAACUUCAAAACGACACGCGAGCAAAGCCGGGCGGUGCUGGUCAUCAGUCCUGUACAGAAAAAGGACGCCGGAAUCUUUCGUUGCCGUGUCGACUUUUUGCUAUCACCUACGAAAAAUAGUAAUGUAAAUCUAGAAAUUGUGGUACCGCCCGAUGUACCGAAAAUUCAUAAUGAGGCUGGAGUCGUGCUUCCAUCCCACGCCGGACCCUACGAGGAGGGUGGCGAUCUGGUGCUGAUAUGCGUCGUCACUGGAGGCAAUCCUACGCCGAAGAUUACCUGGUCCAGCAACGGCAAGACGCUACCGAGUGCGAUGAUCGAUUAUGCGCACGAAUCCACGCUCAGCAGCCGGCUCGUGGUGAGAAAUCUGUCCCGCGCCCACCAGCACAACGUGUACAGCUGUCAGGCGAGCAACUUCUACCGGAGAAACGUGACGGCCAACGUGACGAUAGAGCUGCGAUUACGUCCUCUGGCGGUAGAAAUCGUUAACGGCAGCAGCCCACUGUCGGCUGAUCGGCGCUACAUUGUGCAGUGUCAGUCGGUGGGUUCGCGACCUCCGGCCAAGAUUACUUGGUGGAUGGGUGGCGUACAGCUGACAGCGACCAACCAAACGACGUCCGAGGAUGGUAACAGCACACUGGCAUCGCUCAGCUUCACGCCGACCCGGGAGGACCACGGCAAAACGUUAAUCUGCCGGGCGACGAACGAGCUGGUGAAGCGGGGGACCAAGGAAACUUCGAUGAAAUUAAACGUCUUCUAUCUACCCACCCUGAAGCUGGAGCUCGGCAUCAACAUGAACCCGGAGGACAUCGAGGAGGGAGACGACGUGUACUUUGAAUGUAAAGUGAAUGCAAAUCCGUCUGCAUACAAAGUGGUCUGGAAGCAUAAUGAUAAAGUCGUACAGCACAACUCCAAGUCGGGCGUGAUCAUGAGCAGCACCGCGCUGGCACUGCAAACGGUGACGCGUCACCAGGCCGGCAACUACACCUGCAUCGCCUCGAACGUGGAGGGUGACGGCGAGAGCAAUACGGUGGACCUGAAAGUGAUGUACAAGCCCAUCUGCCGGCCGGAUCAGAAGAAAAUCUACGGCGUCGCCCGGAACGAGGCGGCCGAGAUCCUGUGCCAGGUCGAUGCCUAUCCACCGCCGGAAUCGUUCAAGUGGUCCUUCAACAACACCGCCGAAACGAUCGAUAUGCCGCAGAGCGGAUACCGCGUGCACGCCGAGCAGGCCUCGUCACUGACCUACACCCCAGUAAAGGAGCUCGACUACGGUACGAUCAUGUGCUGGGCGGACAAUGUGGUCGGCCAGCAGAAGGAACCGUGCGUGUUUCAUCUGAUUGCGGCCGGCAAGCCCGAGAUGCCGUACAACUGUUCGCUCGUCAACCAGACGUCCGAGUCGCUGGAGGUCGACUGUGCCGAAGGCUUCGACGGUGGCCAACGGCAGUGGUUCGUGAUGGAAAUCUACGACCUGCAGUCGCACGCCCUGCUCGCCAACGUGUCCUCCAAGCUGCCAAUCUUCACCGUGAACGGGCUGGACGCCGGGCUGCUGCUCAAGAUCGUCAUCUACGCCACGAACAUGCGCGGCCGCAGCGAACCCAUCCUGCUGCAGGCGUACACCCUCAAGGCGGCAGAAAAGCAGACAGGACCGCAUGCCGAGUUCGAGCUGACGCCGAUCGUAUCGAUCGGGAUAUUUAUUGGCAUUUUAACGGUGCUUAUCUGCAUUAUAAUCGCGGUCGCGGCCGCCUUCAAGCUGCGGGCAACGCAGGCGAAACAGCACACCACCGCGACCACCACCACGGCCGGCGGCAAGCGGCCCGGUAAUCUGCCAAUUAAGGAGAAAAUCUCAUUACCGCUCAGCCAGUCGGAAGACAUGUACGACGAGAAGAACCCGGACGUUGUCCCAUCGAACGAGGAUCCCGAUUACAAAUUAAUAUCAGCAAAUCAGACACCCACAGCGCUGCAUAAUUCAUUAUGCAACAGCAAACAUGACAUUAUCGGCAGGACGAUACUAGACGAUAGCCGGAAAACGUACCUAACCGGGUCAGCUAGUGAAGUGCAUUACGCGGAGCUGGCCCUGGCAAUACCGCACGACGACACCGGCGGCAAAACGCACCUCAACAACCAUCUGAAUAAGCUGCCGCCGCCGCCGGCCUACAACUACUUCGACGAGCCGACGAUCUACGCCCAGAUCGACCACGGCGGCAGCUUCGGGAAGGGGGUGCCGCCACCGCCCACCCAAUCCCAUCCCGGGUCCACGAUAGCCGGGGUGGGGUCGACCGGCAGCUCCUCCUUCCCGCUAAUAUCACCGGUGUCGCAGCAGCAGCAGCACCACCACCAUCACCAUCCGCUCACGCUGCAGCUGCAGCAGGACGCAACGCAGCCGGCGCCCCCGCACAACCAGCAUCACGCGCCCCACACGCCCCACACGCCGACGACUGCCUCGCUGCUGCAGCUAUCGCAGCCGCUCGGGCAGCAUCCCGGUGCCGUCCUGGCGCACUCGCCACUGCAGCUGUCCCACGCGCUGCCCCAGUCACCCUCCGCCAGCCUGCCGAGCGCGAACGGUGGUGGUGGCGGCAGCAAGCAAUACCUGAGGGAGAUCGUCACCGUGCGGACGCCGCUCGCCUUUUCCCAGCAGGAAAGCUGCGUCUAAAGCUGCGUCACACGGGGAAAGGGGAAAAAGGGAGCUAGGGAAUGAAUGGUAAUGAAGGGAGAACGUGUGUGUGGUGGAAAAAAUGAGAAGAAAAACAAGAGUGAAGUAUAGAAAGAAGGGGCGAGAAUGGAAUGGCUCGAAAGGGCGCUCCACCGACGCUCAACUGCUCAAAUUACACGGUAAACAAGAUGUCCGGUGUGGCAAACUUUUCCACUGUGUUCGUUUCUCAAAUACUUAUCGUUGGGUGUUGUUUCAGAAAUCUCCCUCCUCCCCCCCUGCCCAGAUCGGCACGGCGAAAUGAGCCUUAAAAGCCCGAUGAUGAAUUGCGGCUUUGCAUACCUUUAGGCGUAGUGUUACUGAUGCCGAUGGAACGAGUAGAGACGGUAUGCAAUCCGCACGACGUAUGGUUGCUGCAAACAGAUUUCAAUUUUACCCACUGAAAACUUUGACUGCCAGACCAUGUUUGUUUAUGUUUCCCUAGCAGCCAACCACUUUAUGUUUACUUUUAACUAAUAUUAUUUUACUUAUUUUGCAUUUAUAUUCUCGAUCUUUUACCAUUUAUGGAAACUUCUAUAAAAAGGAAGAAACAAUAAUUUGCAAAACCGGUAUGCAUUAUGCAGUCAUUUAGCAUUUUGUUGAUCUUGCUGCAUAAUUUCACACUAAUACGCCUUAUCUGUUACAAGAUAUUUUGAUUUAAAGUCACUUAUCCCUGGCUAGCAUUGUAUUCUAACCAUGGUCUCCCAGGAAACAUAACUGAACGUCAUGGCUUUCAAGGUGUUAAAGCAUUUGUUUUCGAUUUCCCCGCGUACACCGUCUCAUAGUUAGGAGCUCCCAAUAUCCCACACAGAGUCCGCCACCAUUUCCUGUAUCACAGCUCCAAAGUUGCUUUAAUUUAAUUAACCAAUCUCCACGAUACUGAUCGAUUGUUAUCAAACCAAAACCGGGGUAGAACGUCUUCCUCCCCCGAAUCGCACACCGCCCGGUCCCGGAUGUGUGUGUGUGUGUGAGUGUGUACUCCUGCUCGAUUAUUUCCGGCAUGGUCAGCGAGCAUUCCGCAGUACGGAUGCGGUCGCUUCAUAAUUAAUUGACAGCGAUUCAUCAAAUCAAGCGCAGCGAAACCGCAAAACCAAACACUCCAAUGCACCGAUUGGUAUUUGAUGCCGCCAGUGAACCACAAACGUCUUGAGUUUUUUUUUCUCUCUCGUUUAACAGGAACAGUAACCAGGCUACGGGAGAGACGAUGACUUACGUUCCGACACUCCCACCUUACCUCAAUUGUUGGGUGCGGGGGGAUGCGCGCGUUGUGCGGGACGCCCUUAUUUGUAUUGGAAAAGCGCAAUCGACAUGCAAUCAGUUGUGCCAUUUGUAGUUCGCUUUCGGCCGGCGCGAUAAUUCCCGGCCAAUAAUAGUACUGAUUGUCUUGUCUCGAUUGUAACCAGCCGCGGGAAAGGGGAGAGGUACCAUGGUGGUCAGAGACCAUUUCCAGCGUUUAGCUACAAUGGUGUGUGUGUGUGUGUGUGUGUGUGUGUGUGUGUGUGUGUGUGUGUGUGUGUGUGUGUGUGUGUGUGUGUGUGUGUGUGUUUUCGUGCCGUGUGUGGGUUCGCAUGAUGGCAGCAAACCUAAGAUUAUCAUGUUUCUGCUUAAUGGAAAAUUUAUGUAGAUUUUCCCCCUAGUCGGGCGACCGGCGACACCACCUGCUCCACGCGCCACGGUGUCACUCGGUACCGGUUGGAACGAAUGGGGCUUUGCCAGAGUGGUGAAGUCCCGGGGCUGAUACUGGUUUGGUGCUCGCGUGAUUCUAGUUUCUGCCACCUCGUGCCCUUUAUCCGUUGGUUGUAUUUCGACCGAUAGGGGAGGACUGAAGGUAGGCGAAUGGAAAGUUUCACUUUCUGGUUGCAUGAUUAACGGGUGCAGCGCGCAUUUGGUUCGUCGCAAUGAAACCGCUUCAGACCAAUUGAUUGCGGUGGCAAGUUAUCGCAACGCAUAAGAUUUACGUACCGGCCGUCCAUUGGAAAAUUCCGUUGAAAGGCUCGAGAUUUUAGUUUACGAACCUACAGACAUCUUUAGGAUGCAGAAAGCAAAAGGUAUCAAUUAUUGCCCAAGGCGACUAUUUUGCAUCACAUCUUGCUCCAGCCAGCAAGUGACAGCACAAUGCUUCGAUCUCGGCAGCACAGUUCUUCAGGGUUGUUAGCACAAAGUGUAACAUGACUUACCUGCUUCGGAAACGAUUCCCCAACUGCAGAUCUAAACUGUUUUGCUCACAAAACGAACCACACGAGCCAAACUGCCCACUCACUAACGCCCCGUACCGCAAAGUCAUCCCAGUCACUGGCAGAGCAGUCGAACUAGCUCCACGAUUGCUAUCGAUGGUCGUGUGGUCGUAAUUUAUCAUUUCCCUUUCUUACGCCGACAGCUCAAACCACGUCCGGGAGGCCAUAUCAAUGCCAUGAGGCAAGCUUUGUAAUCUGAUAGCCACUGUUCUCUUUCUUUUGAAUAGAGCUACCGAUAGAGCCCGAUAUAGCCCGAUACAGCUUUCGAGGGCUGAAGGUUAAAGCAACACUUCACAACAUGCAAAAGAACAUCGGUGAACAGUUUCAAAAGCUACAGCGUCUAUUCAGAGAAGGCAAAGCUUUGCCUUUUCUACGGGUUUUUUUUAAUUUCCAAAAACAUACGACCAAUUUGCAAGCAACCGGUGAAACCGGUGGGUCCUUCACUAACUUCGAAUUAAUUGAAAGCAACGCAGCAGCGCUCCGAAACUCGUACCGACACUACACCACUGAGCCGGCCUUUUUUUCGGGGCAAACUCGCAUCCCGAAAAACACACAAAUGCACUCUCGUUAGCCGCUUUUGAGUGUGUUUUUUUGUUUUUUGUUUUGUUUUUAUUUGGGUUUCAAACCCUUUUAUCCCCACGCCCAGACUCAACAACGCCCAUAAUAUCAUCUUCAUCAUCGCCUACCAUCAUCGCGAGUGGGCUCAAUUCGCGGAAUAAUAAAGGCCCUUCGCCCUUGCUCACACUGUGCUAUGGAUACAGAGGAAGAAAAAAACUCCUUUAAUGAUGCUUGAACGAUGCAAUAAAAUGGGCAGCAUAACUCGGUUACCCGGCACACGGGAAAAUACGGUCAGGAAAUUAAAAAAAAAAAAGACAUCUACACACUCUGGUACGUUACCGCAAAGUUUCGUGAAAAGUACACUAUUUGUUGCUAUUUUCUCGCUGCAUGCAGAAGGCAAAGGUUUUCGUAAUCCGCUGCAAUAACAGCACGAAAAACUUCUCGCAGCAUCAACCAACUAUUCAGCAUCGUCUAACACUCACACACAAGCGAUACGCACCGAAUUCCCCCUCCGGUGGGACACUCAUAUUUUGCUUCACUUUAUCGACUUCCGCAGAGCUUUCGGACGAGUAUUAAAAUUAAUAAUUAAUUUAAAUAGCGCGUCCGAAACCGGCACCGGCUACUGGCAGCGGGCACCGGCACCUCUCCGACCCUGGUGCGUUUGCGUCCACUGUUUUCCCAUUGUGUCGGAAGUGCUCUCUUCAUCAACCUAAAAUGUUAUGCGCUUUUGCUUUUAGCGAGCCCGUGCCACACGUGCCCAAUAUGCGUGAUGUUUAAUGUUGGUGUCGGUGCUGUUUUGUUUUGUUUAUUGUUUUUUUUUUUUGCUUUGCUUUUAAUUCCCUCCCUUUUGUCCCGGGUCUCGUUCUCUGCUUGGUAGGGAACAUGUUUUUCGCCUUCUUUUUGCUGCUUCGUGACCGGAGCACCCCUUUUUUCGGGGGCCAUGCAAUUCGUGUUUAUUUAUGCGACACAUCGCAUUAUUCAUUUAGUGCACACACCUUUCGUUUGUUCUUUUUUUGUUUUUGUUUUGGGUUUUUUUGGAACUGUUUGCAAGCGAAACACAAAGCGAGAUGUUUUCCUUUCUGUACUUCCAAUAAAAUCAAAUUAAAUAAACACACCCACACAAAUAAAAGGAUGUGCUGCGCUGGUACUUACCCCGUGGGGGUUAUUUCCCAUUUUCUUUCUCAUUUAUUACGCUGCAUCGAUCUGGUGGCAGAGAGCGCAACGCAACAUGAAAUCUAAAGCUAUACAAUAAAGCUGGGGAAAGGCAAAGUGAUGCAUCACACAGACAAACAAAACAACGGGAAGUGAAUGAAGCAAAACCGCAUGGAAAGUAUUUCGAAAUCAAACGAAGUGUAAUGGGAAACGAACAACAAGUAUUAGUCGUGGAGAAAAUUAGCGCAAAUAUCGGGGGAGGGGUAGGGAAAAGAAACGAAGCAUUAGCGUAAGCGUACGUUAAGUAUCACCUCGCUCCAAAAACCUACUGAGUGAGCAAAGAACUGACCUUUAAUUUCUUUAAAUAAUCUAACAAACAAACAAACAAACCACACCAACACAAAGGUGCACAAACUCUCCUCCGGGCAGUGGGUGGAAACCCGAUAUGAUCCGCAAAAGUGUAAACAGUGGAAGUAACAAAAUCAAUUUAUGGAAUAAAAAAGGGAAAACCAAAACGAGCGAAAGCAAAAAAAAAGAACGAGAUAAAAACAUUUUCACACAAAUCUAAUACUUCAAAAAAAAACAAAAGAGACAAAAUCAACCUUCGUCAACACGUUGUUAGGAUUAGGGUAAUUGUGUACAUACGAGCAAACGUAACAAUAAUUAUUCUUACCAGAACCGUGCACUAGAAAAUGGGAUAUGGGAGUUACUUUGCUUUUCCGUUUGUUUUUUGGUUACGUUUUCGGUUUUUCUACGUGUAGCAUAAGAAAUGGAAAACAAAAGAAACGAGGGAAAUAUCAAUCGAUCGUACACAUCAAUGUCAUCCAUUUGCUAGGCAUCACUUUAAGCAAACAAACAAAAAACAACAGAGCACAUACACACGAUCGGAUGGCAGCGCAGCUAAGACGGGCGGGCCAUCUGUUUUAGGUUAACAAAACACUCCAACUCACACUAGGGUAGCAUUUAAUCCAAUUAUCUAUACUGUAAAUACGGUGGCGAACGAUCGAACGAUCGGGUUGGCGCGUUUGCACUCCUUAAGAUCCUUAAGGGCUCCUUAAGGGCUGCGCCCGCUGCGGUCGGGUUCCUGGUUUGCAAUCAUUCUUACACCACACACUGUCCGGCAAACGGUAAACGUAAACACACGAUCUCAACACAACACUAUCUCGAUCUCGAAACCUGCGUCGGCACGAUACUGUACAUAGUUAUACAUACUAGCGUGUAAGUGCAACCACUCAACAAAGGAAACACUCAACACUCAAACUGUGCAGGAAGGGAAUGUAAAAGUCCUACAAACAGAUGAAGCACAGCUCGGUUGCUGCAAUCUUCGCCAGCCGUAUUACUUGUUUUACUAUUUGAAAUUCUAUAAAACUAACGCACCAGAACUCCACAGGGCAGGGGCACAUUACCUGAGCUGUCACCUGCUGCAGCGGACGGGUGCGGUGCAUCUAGGGGAAAAAACCAAUCGGCGAUAAUGAUAAGUGGUGAAGGAUUCCAGUUUCUUUGAAACUUUUUAAUAAGGAAGUAAAACAAAACAAAAACAACACUAGUUUAAUUUGUACAGAAGAGACGAACGGUCGGGAAGGAGCGUGCGAAAGGAAAUGGGGAAUUAUUAUAGCAGCGGGUGAAGCGACGCUCACACAGCACGCAACGCCUACAGAAACGAUACAGCAAAUUCGUUUUUGGUUUUUUGAAAAAUGGAAAGUCGUACAGCCGUACAGGUGAAUUGUUGACGCUAUGGAUAUUGAGGGAGAAGAAAAUAACAGCAACAACAGAGAAAAACGGUCGGUUUAAAUAAAAACAUUUUUUCUAAAUUGUGAA
Anopheles gambiae (African malaria mosquito) is the source of this 9511-nucleotide messenger RNA. RefSeq names its product hemicentin-1. The coding region runs from base 759 to 3713 and encodes 984 amino acids. The transcript is spliced from 17 exons. Gene Ontology annotation, molecular function: protein binding. Lineage: Eukaryota; Metazoa; Arthropoda; Insecta; Diptera; Culicidae. The record is from RefSeq and is a predicted model, not a curated record.